This is a messenger RNA of Rana temporaria (common frog), 5996 nucleotides long. RefSeq names its product chondroitin polymerizing factor (gene CHPF). The record is from RefSeq and is a predicted model, not a curated record. Gene Ontology annotation, molecular function: glucuronosyl-N-acetylgalactosaminyl-proteoglycan 4-beta-N-acetylgalactosaminyltransferase activity. Gene Ontology annotation, cellular component: Golgi cisterna membrane. NCBI's taxonomy places the organism in Eukaryota, Metazoa, Chordata, Amphibia, Anura, Ranidae. The coding region runs from base 1328 to 3628 and encodes 766 amino acids. The transcript is spliced from 4 exons.
UCCCUAUCCUCAUCAUCUUCUUCUACUCUACCCCCCCCAUCAUCACUCGGGGCUUAGUCUUUGUUCUACUAUAAAGUCUUUCCAUCUAGAUCCUCCAUCCUCUGCUUCUUCUCUCUUUUUUUUUAUUUUUUUACCUUGGUCGUUAUACGACUCGGUCAUCCCCGUCCUUUUUUUACUCUGUUCCCCCAGGCCUGGUCUUUGUUCUAUUAGAAGGUCCUUGGUUUUCUGAUAGACUCCAACCAUCCUCUGCUUUUUGUCUUUUUAUUACUUUUAUCUUUCCUCGUUGUUGUACAACUUUUGUCAUCUCCAUCCUCUUCUAUUUUACCCCCCCCCCCUAUCCUCCGGCUUGGUCUUUGUUCUGAUAUCUCCCAUCCUUUGCUUCAUCUCUCUUUAUUGUACUCUUAUCUCUGAUCGUUUUUUCAACCCUGUCCUCCUUUUUAUUCCCACCCACUUCUAGCCAACCCUCCAUCACAAGUGUGCCAUCUUUGGUUUCUGUCUCCAUCCUACGUCUCCGGUCUCUGAUAAUAUCCUUUGCCUCGUCUUUCUUUUUGUUAUCCUCCCUUUCCACUUGAAACUUACGACUAAGUCAACCCUAUCUUCUACUACAUCUCACCCUACGUCUGGGCUUGGUCUCCUCUUCUGAUAUACUCCUUCCAUCCUUGGCUUCGUCUUUCUUUUUAUACUUCGUAUUCAUUGGUCAUUGUACAACUCCUAUACCUGUCCUCUUCUCUGUAUCUCCCAUCCUUCUACACACACCUUCCAAACCCUUCACCUACCUACGGUAACUUUCCCUCCCCCAUUGCGUCUUCUCCCGUCACUCACCUGUACUACAUCUCUACCUAUCUCCUACCUGGAGUAACUCCCCCGUUGGGUCUUUACCUGUCCUACCUAUACUAUAGCUCUACCUAUCUCCUACCUAGAGUAACUCCCCCUUUGGGUCUUUACCUGUCCUACCUAUACUAUAGCUCCACCUAUCUUCUACCUAGAGUAACUCCCCCUUUGGGUCUUUACCUGUCCUACCUAUACUAUAGCUCUACCUAGAGUAACCCCCCCCCCCCCCCCGGAGUCUCCUCCCACCCGUACUACAUCUCUACCUAUCUCCUACCUAGAGUAACUCCCCCUUUCAGUCUUUACCUGUCCUACAUAUCUACCUAUCGCCUACGUAGAGUAAUUCCCUCCACCCAGUCUUCUCUCCCCUGGACUACAUCUCUUUGGGUUCCUCCAGUUGGGGAUGAGUUUGGAGCAGUGACUGGUGAACACAGAUCCUACAGAACACAAGUCUUGAGGCCCGUUCCUAGGUUUGGAGUCUCCUGGUCGUUCGGUGGAGAUGAGACUAUCGAUGGUGCUGUCCCUGCUGCGGCCUGUCGGCCCUGUGGUGGUGGGCAUCUCCCUGGGCUUCACACUCAGCCUGCUAAGCGUCACCUGGGUGGAGGAGCCUUGCGGAAGUGGCCCUCGGGUCCCCGGCAGCCCCGGGGUGUCCUCUGACUCGAGGGGUGAUGUGAGCGUCGUCAGGAAGCCCAAUUCGGUUCCAGCCGGCAUGGACAACAACGAGAAUUUUGACCCAAAGAUCAUCCCGUACAUUCCGCCAGACCCUUCUAAAGUUCAGAAGAAACCCGUCCGAUCUCGUUAUAUAAGCACAGAACUUGGAAUAAGAGAUCGGCUAUUUGUUGGGGUCCUGACCUCCAAGACCACCCUGAACACCCUGGCAGUUGCUGUCAAUCGGACCCUUGGCCACAGGUUUGAGAAGCUGGUGUACUUCACAGGUAUGCGAGGCCGGAAACUGCCCCAUGGGAUGACUGUGGUGACUCAUGGGGAUGACCGACCCAUCUGGAACAUGUACCAAACAAUGAAGCAUCUUCUGGAUCACCAUAUUCAGGAGUAUGAUUGGUUCUACCUGGUACAGGAUGACACCUACACCGAGGCCCACAGAAUCUCCCGUCUGGCCGCUCACCUCAGCAUUGAUGCAGAUUUGUACCUGGGACGACCAGAGGAGUUCAUUGGAGGAGACACUGAGGGACGUUACUGCUAUGGCGGGUUUGGUUACUUGCUGUCUCGAAGUCUCCUGAAGAAGCUUCAGCCCCACCUUGAGAGCUGCCGCAAUGAUAUCCUGAGUGCCAGGCCUGACGAGUGGCUGGGACGGUGCAUCAUUGACUAUACCCAUGUCAACUGCGUGGAGGAACACGAGGGGGUGCGAUACCGUUACUUUGAACUUGGAAAGAACGCAGACCCUGAAAGAGAGAACGACCCCCGCUUCAAGAACGCAUUCACAGCCCACCCUGUUCUGGACCCAGUACAGAUGUAUCGCCUCCACAAGCACUUUGCACAGCUUGAGCUGGAGAGGACUUACCUGGAGAUCGAGCAGUUGCAGAGAGAGAUACAGAACACCAGCAGCCUGUCUGCGGAAGGAGAACAGUCCGCCACCUGGCCCCUUGGGAUCAAUGCCCCAUUCCAGCCCCGCACGCGUUUCGAGGUCCUGCGCUGGGAUUACUUCACAGAAGACCAGACUUUCUCUUGUAUCGAUGACUCUCCCAAGUGUGAGCUGAUCGGUGCAGACCUCGCCGAUGUCACCGACGUCAUCAGCACAGCUGUCGACGAGCUGAACCGCAAGUACCAGCCGGUGCUGCACGUGCGCAAGCAGCAGCUCCUGAACGGUUACCGCCGUUUCGAUCCAACGCGCGGCAUGGAGUACACACUGGACCUACAGCUGGAGCUGGUGACACAGAAGGGCCACAGCCGUUCCAUCACCAAGAGGGUCCACCUGGUACGUCCUCUGAGCGAGGUGGAAAUCAUCCCCAUGCCGUAUGUGACCGAAGCCAGUCGUAUCAACAUCAUCCUCCCCCUGACCGCCCAAGACCGAGAACACGCUGGGGCCUUCCUUAAGGCCUUCACAGACAUCCAGGGCAAUGAAAAUUCCCUGCUUACACUCUUGUUCAUCUAUGACCCCUUCCAAGCCCAGCAGGUCAUCCAAAAUGACAUUUUCAGCCAAGUCAAAACCCAAAUCGCAGAGUACGAGCGCAAAUACCGUGACAUAAAAAUCCCCUGGAUCAGCGUGAAGACCGACGCGCCUUCCCAAAUCCGGCUAAUGGACAUCAUCUCCAAAAAGCACCCCGUGGAUACGCUAUUCUUCCUGGCCGGCGUCGGGAGCCACGUCAGCACCGAGUUCCUCAACCGCUGUCGCAUGAACACCAUCAACAACUGGCAGGUCUUCUUCCCCAUCCACUUCCAAGGUUACAACCCCGAGGUGUCCGAACAUGGGCAGCAGUCUCCCUCAGGCACCCUCGAACUGGUGCGUGAUGCCGGCCGAUUUGACAGGGACGUCUUCGAUGAGGCUUGCUUCUACAACGCCGACUACAUGGCAGCACGCACCAAAAUGGCAGCCGACGCUCAGGAGAACGAGGAAAUUGUGGAGAUGCUCGACAUUUUUGAGAUGUUUAUCCGUUACUCGGGGCUCCACGUCUUCCGGGCAGUGGAGCCAGCCCUGCUUCAAACCUACCGCACACGUUCUUGUAACCCACGCCUCAGCGAGGAAAUUUACCAUCGGUGCGUGCAGAGCAAUUUAGAAGGACUGGGCUCCCGUUCCCAGCUGGCUAUGCUUCUAUUUGAGCAGGAACAAGGGAACAGCACCUGACCAGAGCCUUAAAACGGUCAGCUUCUGGCCUUCAUUGUGGUUGGUGGGGCCUUUAGAGACCUCGGACUGCAUUCUACAUACCAGGACACUGAUGUAGGUGCCAGAAACUGAACUUUACCGGUACCUCCGGCCUCAUUCCAGCACCAAGUGUGUGCUUCACCUUGAAAGGAGACUAUAAACUUGAAAAACUGUUACCGUUGGACGUAAGGGGACCCCUCCCCUUUAACAUGGACCGCCGACAGUGUUGUGUUUUUUGUGUUUUUUAUUUUUUUUGUGCUUGUGCAGCACCCCACUCUGCAAUAAUCGCUGAACUCGCAACGAUUUUGUUGACGUUACUUCUUCCUAGAGAGUGGAAGGGCUCCUCCUUCACGGUUCCUCAUCCAAAGAACGCUUGAACAAACAUCCCAAUUGGUCAUUUUUUUGUUUUUUUGUCAUGAACUUUUUAAUUUAACUCUGUGGUCCAUUGGUUUUUACGGGAUAGAUUUUAUUUUAUAUAGUUGAGCAGAAAUAAUAAACUUUUUGUUGCCCCAGUGCUGUAAAGUAUGUAGCACCAUCUCUGUCUGUAGAGUACGUACAAGAGUCCUUUGCUUUUUCUUCAAUUCGUGCUUUAUAUGGAGAGACAAGGACUUCGCUGCUUCAGGGGGCUCAAAAACAAUGUCCUCAAAUGUCAUCUGUUCUCUUGUACAAAUGGUUCACCUUUUUUCUAACUUUUUAGCCUUUUAGAUUUUGAGUUGGUUUCUUUUACGUCUUUUCGUAUCCACAUAAGUCAUUUCACGUCCACAGAUGUCCUACACAAGUUGGGUUGGAUAGCAGCAGGUUUCUUAUCUAUGCUCAUUGUAAAUUGAGAAGCUGACUCCCCAAUUGUCUGUUUUUACUGGUGGUCUCUUCACCCUCAUUCAACUCCAAACUGGCAGUCUCAAGUAUAAAGCUUCAUCGACCAUAAAAACCCAACUCUGCCCCAAUGUCCUCCGCUGUAUCCGUCUCGGCCUGGGGUGCGCGCCACCUUCAGGAUUCGUUACUUCUCAAACAAACUCGCCUAGUAAAAGCGUGAAGCUGCACACUGACAACUUUAUUGAUCCAGCAGAAAUGAGGACACUCAAUCCACGCCUCCCUUUAACUCAUUUUACCCCCUGCUGGAGCUUUAACUGCAGAGCUCUAUGAUUAAGCCCCAGCAGGGGGUGAAACAUGUAGGCGUGGGGCGAAGUGUCCUCAUUUCUGCAGGAUCAAUAGAGGUUUUUAAGCUGCUCAGACUAGCGGUGUGCGGCCUCACGUGCGUACUACUCCAAAUAAACAUGUAUAUGAUUAGAUCCUAUCCGAUCAGCUUUUGUUUUUUACGGUUUGUGUCCCUAUUGGGAGGGGGGUUCUGUCGCAGGGACAGGUGUGGAGAUUUUUUUUGAUGCAGAAACAGCAGUCAAAAUUCUGAAGGAAGUCCUUUCCCCACUGAUUGGUGUCUGUCUUACCACUGGGAAAAUUCCCUUCACUUCCUGUUACAAUAACAAUGUUGUCACCAAAACAGGAAGUACUGUAAGCGGGUGGGAGAGCUCUAAGUAGCAAUAAAAAGCCAGCUCUACUGAAAGUGUUUUUUUUUUUUUUUUUUUUUUUUUUGCUGUAGUUUCCUUAUUCACACCUGUGAUUUUAGAUUUUUUUUUAUUUAUUUUUUUCACUCAAAGCAGAACGAAACUCACUGCAGCAACUUUUUAUUUUUAUUUUAUCCCAGCCCACUUAUACUUAUUUUUGGCACACAAUACAGUAAACCAUAACAACCAAUAAAACACUUUACUGAUGCGUGAGCAGUACAGGAUGGAUUUUGAUUGGCUGCUGUGAAUUCUGGUUUGCUCUCCUGGACUGAGCGGUUGUCACCCGUAUCAACCAAUCCGAUUCUGCCUGUUCUCCCCCCAUGUGGUGUUUUUCAGCCGUUAACUGCCCAAGCUGGAUGCUAUUGCUGUGUAUGACAUGCCAGUCCCUCAUCUGCAUUUCUCUAGUCCUAGAUGUGUUUUGUGUCUUCCCAGCUGUGUGUGUGUGACACAUGUUUUUAGUUUUGCCUUUCUCUACACUUGAAUCCAUCCUUGACGUUUGUUGCGUGCUGCAGUAAUUGGCCUCAUUGACGUUCCCUUGAGCGAUGCGGAGGCCCAUCUGAAACUGGCUGUAUUGAUCUUACACUGGGGACGAAGGAGGUGCCGGCCUGCCGAACUGCUUUCCUGAAGGAAACGAUUAUCCCGAAGAUUUUUGUUUUUUUUCUACUACAAAUCUGAUACGCCGCAGGCGCCUCUUGGAAGAAACUGUUUUUAUAUUAUAAAUCUAUUUAAUAUUUUGGGGUUUGUCAUUGAUUUAAAUAUACUACUUUAAUAAAAAUGCAACAAAUGGUUUA